AUGGGAAUUUAUCUUUACCGGCUCAAAGAAAACCUAAAACCUAGAGGCAGUAAAGUUAUAAUGCCAUUCGCUUUCAUAGGUGACGAAGCAUUUUCCUUGCGCUGCGACUUUUUAAAACCAUUUGGUCAGAAAGAACUUAAUCAUGACCGAAACAUUUUUAAUUAUCAGCUUUCACGAGCAAGAUGUAGAGUUGAAAAUGCUUUUGGCAUACUGAGUGCGCGUUUUAGAAUAUUUCAAGGAGCGAUUUCCAUUAGUUCAGAAGGAAUUGAAAAAGCAGUCAUGGCCGCCUGUGUUUUACAUAAUUAUUUAAGACGAAAAUGUGGAACUGCAUAUGUACCAGAAGAUAACGUUUACAGUGAAAAUAUACAAUAUGGCACAAUAUAUUUAGGAAUAGAAAGCACUGGAAUUACAAGACUGCAGCGCGGUUACAAUCGAGGGAGUAACAAUGAAGCAAAACAAGUUAGACUACUGUUUACGAAUUACUUCUGUCAUGAGGGUGCUCUGAGCUGUCAAGAUAAAAUGAUACAGUAAUAGUCGUCACAACAGA
Acanthoscelides obtectus is the source of this 547-nucleotide messenger RNA. Lineage: Eukaryota; Metazoa; Arthropoda; Insecta; Coleoptera; Chrysomelidae. The record is from the annotation of a GenBank genome assembly.